AGACUUAACUAAGGAAUCAUCUAGCAUGUUUCAACAACCCCUACUGUUCCUCUCUUUGUUUUAAAGAUACCAGUGUGCUUUUGUUUCAUUUGCAACUGGAGACUAAAUGACACCAAGCAGAAUCUGCUGUUAGGUUAGAUCACAAGAUGGUGUUUUCUUCCUAGAUUUGACAGUUUCCGAGAGACACAAAAGGAUGGAGGCUACAUCCUUCCUCUAUUAUUUCCUCCUCGUCUCUCUGUGUAUUCAUUUUCUUCAAGAUGGAGCCAGCGCAGCCCUUAGGAGGCAGAGGAGAAGGAUGCACUACGGGGGCACAAGACACAGGUCUCCCAAGCAGCUGAGAAUGAGGCUUCCCGCUCCAAGCCCUGUCGUGCCCAGCAUUCCUCUCAUUAACAUCGACGACGGAGUUAUGGGAGUAUUCGACUCUCUCGUAGGUUUGGGUGGACAAGAAUCUAGUUACAAUGUCUUACCAGGAAAGCAGGGGCACUGCAUAGCCAAUGGCAUGAUCAUGUACGAUAAAGCUGUGUGGUCCCCUAAGCCCUGCAUCACUUGCCUCUGUUCCAAAGGACAAGUGCUGUGUGAUAAAACCAUGUGCCAUCCUCUGCAAUGCCGCACCACCAUUAUACCUGAAGGAGAAUGCUGCCCAGUUUGCUCUGAUACUGCUUCUUCUUUGGAUUCAAGUAUUAUUUCAAUGGAUGACCUACCUGAGCAGUCUGGUGAUUCUUCUGAACCAAAGGACCUCGGUGAAGUUGUUAUACGGACAUCAGCCCACACCAAAGGUGGAAAGGAUGUAGUGAUUAGAGCAGAGGAGGUAGAGACUGAAGAGAAAGAGAUUCUUAAAAUGGAUGAAAAGAAAAGAAAACGGAAAGGCAAAAAAAAUCGACAAAAACCUUAUCACAAUAAGGAGACGCUUAUCRGGGGAAAUCAUGAAGAAAGAAGGUCAUCAUAUGAAGAGCUACAAAAAGAAGAAAUAAAUAAAAUGGAUAAAGAAAGAAUAAGAGAGAAAGUUAUGGAACAUGAAAGGCAUCAUGAAAGCAAUGAAGAUGACAACAGUGUACAUGUGUUAAGAAGUAACACUUUCAGAGUGCCACCUCAUUUCCCAAUUCCUCUUCCUCCCAUAGAAACACCUUUGCCGUCCGCAUGUUCCACCUUGGACACUGCAAUAAGCUGUAUUAAUGCCAAACUUACACAAAUACCACCAAUUUCAGAUCCAGAUCUAACAAGCCUGGACCUCACCGGAAAUAGUAUCACUACCAUCCCAGAUGAAGCAUUCAAUGGCAUACCUAAUCUGGAAUGGAUUGACCUGAGUAAGAAUAAUCUUACCUCUUCUGGCAUAAGUCCACAAGCAUUCAAAAUCCUAAAAAAGCUAAAACGCUUGUAUUUGGAUGGAAACAUGCUGGUACAUAUUCCCUCUGAAUUACCGUCAACUUUGGAAGAAAUAAAAAUAAACGACAACCGCCUUCAUGCCAUUGAUGAAGACACCUUACAAGAUUUAAAGAACUUAGUCACCUUGGAAUUAGAAGGAAAUAAACUUAGUGAAGCAAAUGUCAGUCCUUGGGCCUUCUUUCCUUUAAAAAGUCUCUCUUAUUUACGACUGGGGAGAAAUAAAUUUAGAAUUAUCCCACAAGGCCUUCCCACUUCUAUUCAGGAGUUAUACCUUGAAAAUAAUCAAAUAGAAGAAGUAUCAGAAAUUUGUUUUAACCAUACAAGAAACAUAAAUGUCAUUGUGCUAAAGCAUAACAAAUUAGAAGAAAAUAGAAUAGCACCUUUGGCUUGGAUAAACCAAGAGAACUUGGAGUCAAUCGAUCUCUCUUAUAAUAAGUUAUAUCACGUUCCCUCAUAUCUGCCUAAAUCUUUACUACACCUGGUACUCAUAGGAAAUCAGAUUGAAAGAAUUCCAGGAUACGUCUUUGGUCAUAUGAAGCCAGGGCUGGAAUAUCUCUACCUGUCUUUUAACAAACUUACUGAUGAUGGAGUAGAUCCCAUAUCAUUUUUUGGAGCAUAUCGCUCUCUGAGAGAGUUGUUUUUGGAUCAUAACGAAUUAAAGUCUGUGCCAUUUGGAAUUGCGGAAAUGAAAAAAUUACAUUUUCUAAGACUGAACAACAACAAAAUAAGGACAAUCCCUCCAGAACGGAUCUGCAGGACUCAUGCCAUGGAUGAUGAUGACGAUGACAACAGUGAAGAGGAGGAAGAUCGAGACUCACGUUUGGAACACCUUCACCUUGAGAACAACUAUAUCAAGACAAGGCAGCUAUCACCACAUGCAUUUUCAUGCAUAAGAUCUUACUGCAGUGUUGUUCUCAAACCACAGAAGAGCAAAUAAACAUCCAAAUUUUGCAUUGCAAGCCCUAUCACUUAAAAAAAAAUAUUCCCUGUUACUAACAGCUCAUUUCUAAUUUAAACCCUUCUUAUUACUAUAAAUAAGAGAGCAAAUUAUUUAACAAAGGCAGGACUAUUUCCAAUAGUUUCAUUAUAUAAGCAUUAAAGAAAAAUAUAGGCUCAAGACYAUCUCAAUGCAUCAAGCCGUGCUGCCAGUUAAAUUUCCGUAAGUUCAGGCUUCAGAAAGAAUUUAAGUGAACACUUGCUCCUGUCUGCUUUGGUCUUCUAAACUUAGAACACUUCAAAAUGGCACAUAAAAAAAGACUUAAAACUGUAUUCACUCUUAUGAUAUGACAACAAUCAAGUGUCUUAACAAAUGGACAGUAUUGUAGACCUUCCUACCAAAAACCCUGCAGUGAUAAAUUCUCUUCCAAUUAAAAUUUCAAGGAAAAUCCAGUUAAAAAUGCUUCCAGACAGAAAUUAAUUCCUCUAGCUCUUCUGAUCCUGGUGACRAAACACCAGAAUUUUUCAGUCAGCUCUCUAAAAACCACCAAAUUAUAUUUGAAAUAGCGUUGACACAGAGUGGCAGACCUCAUUCUCUUGUACAAUAUGUUUUUGUACUGUAGAAGAGAGCAACUGAAUCACAUUGCCUGUUUUAAUUCCCACUUACAGUUGCUAGUGGUCAGUGAGAAAGUUUCUAAAUAGCCAUAAAUUCACCACUGUAGAGGCUAUAUUGAAUAUCAGUCAUACAUUUGACUUYGAUGGUUCAAAUCGAUCUCUGAUUCCCUAAAACAUACUUCAAUAUCUUAAGUGCUCCUAGGCGGUACUUUCUCAAAAGGGUAUUGUGGUGGUAGGAGACAAUUACAGAUGACURGCUAGCAAUUUUUCAGGAAAUUACUUUCCACAUUUCCCUGAGCUAUGCUGUGAUAUAUAAAAAAAUUUAGUGUUUUCUCCAGUACUAUAGAUACUGCCUAAUCAUUUCUUCUGAAUAGAUGGAACAAAGGCAAAAAUGGUUCAAUAGAGGGACUGAUGUUCUAUGUGCUGUAAUCAACUGCAUGCCAUAAAAGCCUCUAAGAAUGCCUGUCAACUCCUGCACCAUAAUUUUUUUUGCCCUCACUCUAGAAUUGAAGGUUUCAUGAUACAUUUUCCACACAUCUCAUGUACUGCCAAUAAUGAUGUCAUAUAAUCAGCAUAAACAUACCAUUCAGACAACAUGUAACCAACAAGAACCAAAAUUUUUAGUAUAGUAGACCRCAUAUAUAGAUGCGACUGCCGAAUUCUGUUUUUGCUGAAGCUAAAUAAUCAAAAUUCCAUUGCUACAUUUCAAAGUUCUCUCUUACUCAAAUAGACUAUUUCUUGCAAGGUACAGUAGUACAUUAUUUGGARUCAGUCAAAAUAUAAUGUACUUUUUGUAAGAAAAAAACCUUAAGAUACAUGGUGUUCUGUAAAAAGAUUUCUUUGGAUAUUUCGUUUGAUUAACACAUGGCCAUAAACCAGACCGUAAUGAUUUUGUAAGCUUAGCAAAGAAUUUAUAAAUUCAGCAGGUUGAGCAAAACUCAGCAGGCUGAGUUUAUACAUGUAAUAUUCUGUUUUGGAUAGCUUGAUUUCACUGUCUGUGCAUUCCUGACAUUUGAAUCCUUUGUCUUUGAUUUUGGCUACUUUUUAAUACUUUUUUUGACAGAGURAGAAAAGCUAAGUUAUUAAAAGAUGCAUUUAGAUUAUUACUAAACACCUGACUUAUUUCUGCA
Molecule: messenger RNA, 4064 nt
Organism: Nothoprocta perdicaria
Lineage: Eukaryota; Metazoa; Chordata; Aves; Tinamiformes; Tinamidae
Gene: ECM2
Product: extracellular matrix protein 2
Exons: 11
Coding region: 194-2320 (708 amino acids)
Biological process (GO): positive regulation of cell-substrate adhesion; extracellular matrix organization
Cellular component (GO): extracellular matrix
Molecular function (GO): collagen V binding; protein binding; heparin binding
Source: RefSeq, a predicted model, not a curated record